Molecule: messenger RNA, 7905 nt
Organism: Leucoraja erinaceus (little skate)
Lineage: Eukaryota; Metazoa; Chordata; Chondrichthyes; Rajiformes; Rajidae
Product: protocadherin Fat 4
Exons: 6
Biological process (GO): homophilic cell-cell adhesion
Cellular component (GO): plasma membrane; catenin complex
Molecular function (GO): cadherin binding; calcium ion binding
Source: RefSeq, a predicted model, not a curated record
UUCAGAGUUAAGUGGGAAUGUGCCUUGCCUGACAGCUGUUGCUAUGACUCAUGCUUUCUCCCUGCCCUUUUGAUUGCAGUCUGACGCAGAUCAGAGACUUUCAUGUGACAUCAUUGCCUUCAUCAUUUGCACAUGGAAGUAAUUAAUCCGGCCGGUGCUGACUGCUGCUGCUGUGCUCCCAUUGACAGGCAGAGGUCAAUGCACCACGCUCCUUGAAAUCACACAACACCCGGCAUGCACUCUGUUACAUUAUAAACCUUUCAUGCAUUUGCCGAACAAUUCUACCAUCGACCAAAAAACUACACAGACAUCUGGGAGGCACAGUGGUGCAGCGAGUAGAGCUGCUGCCUCACGGCGCCAGAGACCUGGGUUCGAUCCUGACCUUGGGUGUUUCCUGUGUGGAGUUUGCAUGUACCUCCAGUGACCAUGUGGGUUUCUUCUGGGAGUUCUGGCUUCCUCCCACAUCUCAAAGACAUGCGGGUUUGUAGAUUAAUUGGCCUCCAUAAAUUUCCCUAUUGGUGUAUGGAGAGUGGAUGCGAAAGUGGGAUAGUGUAGAAUUAGUUCAAAUGGGUGAUCGGUGGUCAGCAUAGACUCAAUGGGCCAAAGGGCCUGUUUCCAUGUUGUAUCUCAAUCAAGUUAAAACAAAGCUAGUCGCAGAAGAGGGGGCAUAUUGAUGAAAAGGAACAUUAAAUGUGGUUUAAUAUUGAAUUAACAUGUGAUUAAAUAUUUAAUUAACAAAAAGACAUUAAGACUAUUAAAAAAAGCACAGUGUGUGACUCAAUCGGUCUAUUAUUCUUUCCAAAAGAUGGCUCUAACUUUCUCCAGAGUUUGUUCCACCAUUGAGUUUGGGCUGAUGGACUUGUAAUUAUCUGGCUUUCUGGGAUAGGUAUCUUGCAUGUUUGAAGCAAGUCUACAUUCUUAUGAGUAGACAGACACAAAGUAUUGGGGGUCAGGCAGCAUCUCUGGAGAAAAAAUAUAGGUGACCUUUCAGGUCGGGACUUUUCCUCAGACUGGAAGUAGACAGUGGGGGGUGAGGAGCUGGAGGCAAGAAAAGACCUGGACCAACAGGGAUUGCCAUGUUGACUGCAAGCCCCAGUCACAAAUGCCCGCAGGCCCUGAUUGAUCUUGGUCUUUUCACGCCUCCAGUUCCCCCCCCCCCUUAGCGUGCAAUCCAAACUAAUCUAACAGUCAUAGUCAUACAGCACUGAAACAGGCCCUUUGGCCCAACUCAUCCAUGUUAACCAAGAUGCCCCAUUUAAACUAGUCCCAUUUGCCUGUGUUUGACCCAUACCCCUCUAAACCCUUCCUAUCCAAGUACCCUGUCCAAAUGUCAUUUAAAUGUUGUUAUAGUACCUGCCUCAACCAACUCCGCUGGCAGCUCGUUCCUUUCACCCACCACCCUCUCUGUGCAAAGGUUGCCCCUCAGGUUGCUAUUAAAUCUUUCCCCUCAACUUAAACCUAUGUCCUCUGGGAUUAGAUUCCAUAUAGUAUAGUCUGUGCAAGUGUUACGUAACUAACUGAACACUUGUCUACUGUCCAGGUAUGAAUGCAGCUUUGACGUUGAACAUAAUCUCCGGGGACGCCAAUGGAGAUUUUACAAUUGAUGAAAGCGCUGUACUCCGGGUUGGACAGAUGUUAGAUCGAGAACGCCAGUCUACUUAUAGUUUAACAGUUCAAGCUAUUGACCAGGCUCCGUGUGACUCGGUGCGUUUCAGAAGUAGUGCAUGGAUCAUGGUGGAGCUCCUUGAUGUGAACGACAAUGCUCCCACGUUCUUGCCUUUGAAUACUGUCUACCUUCCCGAAGACGUUUCUACUGAUACCGUGGUAAUGACAGUGAAGGCCGUGGAUGGAGACAGCGGGCUCAAUGGCCACAUUGAAUACUCUCUCACACAAUCUCCAGAGUGCAAGUUCAGCAUCAACACCACAAGUGGCGAAGUGAGCGUGAUUGGAGACCUUGAUCGAGAAUUAGUGGAACGGGUUACAAUAGAAGUGACUGCAUCAGAUAAAGGCCAGCCACCACUCUCCUCCUCCUUAUGCAUUAGAGCAAUUAUUACUGACGUCAAUGAUAACAGCCCCGUCUUCAGUCAAACCACUUAUACAGUCACAGAGGAUGAAAACAUACCUCCUGGCUCUGAAUUACUGGCUGUUUCAGCUACUGACCUCGAUGAAGGGAGAAAUGGGCAGGUUCGAUAUACAACAAGCAGCAAGCACUUUGCCAUUGAUUCUGUUACUGGGUUAAUCUCAUUGUUCAGGAAUCUAGAUCGUGAACAAAUACCGAUCUAUUCUUUUGUGGUUUUUGCAACGGAUGAUGGAUCCAGUCCCAGGUCAGGAACAGCCUCCGUCAAGGUUGUUCUCAGGGAUGUCAAUGACUUUGUACCGAUCUUCCAGCCCGCCACAAUGUCCCUACAUAUCCUGGAGAAUAUAAAUAAAGUUCCACAAGUCGUAUAUCAGUUGCUCGGCCUUGACGAUGACUUGGAUUCCAACAGUGAACUGACUUACAAGAUAUCACGAGGAAAUGAAGAGGGCAAGUUUUCACUUUCAACAAACGGAGAACUCAGGCUGGUGCAGAUCCUCGACAGAGAGGUUCAGGGGGAAUACACGUUGCUGGUGACUGCCACAGAUGCAGGUGAGCCACCACUGACUGGGACUGGAACAAUCAUAAUAAUUGUUAAAGACCUCAAUGAUAACAGUCCUCUAUUUGAACAAAAUCUGUACACAACCACCAUCAGUGAAGCCACCUCCACUGGUACAGUGAUUUUACAGGUCAAGGCUUCGGAUGCAGAUGCUGAAGAGAAUGGGCAAAUCAGUUACUCAAUGGAAGGGGAGGAUUCUCCAUUCUCCAUUGACCCUGUCAGUGGAGAAAUGAUCACAAUCUCCACUUUGGACAGAGAAGUUCGAGGAGAUUAUACGCUGCUUGUUGUAGCUAAUGACCAAAGUCACACACAGCGCUCAACGAGUUCGGCAUCUGUGGUGGUCAUAAUACAAGAUGUUAACGAUAACCCACCUGAAUUUCUGGAUGACCCAUAUGUUGCUAAUGUCCCUGCUGUUCUAAAGAGAGGGUCAACUGUUUAUGCGGUAACUGCAAGAGACAGAGAUGUUGGAGGAAACGCUGACCUGCGCUUUUCUUUAUUUGGUCCAAAUGCCAACAAGUUUGAAAUUGACCCACUCCGUGGUGUGGUUUUUGCACGGCACAUUUUGAAAGAUCCAAUGGACAUCACAGUCAACGUUAACGUGUCAGAUAGCAGAGAAGAUCCAAAAAUGGACAGUACAACCAUCACAGUGAGAUUUCAACGCACCACUGACUUCCCCCAAGUAUCUGUGGACAAAGAAGUGCUUGUCUACCCAGAAAAUCAAGCAGUGGACACAGUGAUUGCUCAAGUCAGUGCCUUAAGCAACGAGAAAGAAGCAGUUAGGUCUAUUUCCUUUUAUCUUGCAGCGGGCAACUUGGGAGAUGUAUUUCAAGUCAACCAAUUAACAGGAGAAGUGAUUAUUAAAAGGACUCUGGAUUUUGAGUUUGCAAAACAGUACCAGCUUUGGAUAGAAGCCAGGGAUUCAAGUUCACCACCAUUUUCAUCUUAUGUCAGAGUAGAUGUCAAUGUUACAGAUACAAACGACAAUUUUCCUACAUUUAAGCAGAACAUCUACAAAUGUGAUGUCUAUGAGAAUGUGCCAGCCAGCAAAGUCUGCAAUGUGUCUGCUGUUGAUUCAGAUUCUUCUCUGAAUGGAUUGUUAGAAUACAGUAUUUACGAUGGCAAUGUUAACAAUGCAUUUAACAUCAAUAGGUCCACUGGAGUCAUCAGAACUGUUAGGAUGUUGGAUAGGGAACAGCUGGCAUUAUAUACAUUAAUAGUUGAAGCAAAAGAUAAAGGAGACAGCCCAAAGACGAGUACAGCAACGAUCUUUAUUUCCGUCCUGGACAUAAAUGAUAACGCCCCUCGCUUUUCACAAAUUUUCCUUGCACAAGUUGUUGAAAAUGCUCCAGUCGGUUUUACAAUUGCACGCAUUAGUACCACGGAUGACGAUAUUGGUGUGAAUGCUAGAAGCACCUACGGUAUCUUGGAUCACACAGCGACUCUGCCCUUUGACAUAGAUCCAUGUACCGGGGAUUUAACUGUGGCUAGGGCACUGGACAGAGAGACCACAGAUCGGUACGUUUUAAGAGUGCAUGCUAAUGAUUCGUCUUGGGAUGUCAACACAGACGUGACGAUAGUUGUUGCUGAUAUGAAUGACAACACACCACAAUUUACCGAGGCAUCCUAUAGCAUGACAAUUCCGGAGCCUGCAGAAAAAGAAACGUUUGUUCUACAGGUAUCUGCCACUGACCCUGAUCUGAAUUGCAAUGGAAAGAUUUUCUACUUUCUUAAGCAUCCAAAUGAAUUCUUCAGAAUUAACGCCAGCACUGGCAAAAUCUUCACUAAGUCAUUUAUUCCGUUAAACAACACAGACCACAGCGGCACUUCCCAGAACAGAAUUACGUUUAUUGUGGUUGCCUCAGACCUUGGUGAGCUACCUUCUCUCAGUGAGACCGUUGUGGACAUUACAAUUGUCAAUCGCAAUGAUUAUCCACCCAUAUUUUUACCACACAGACAGAUGAUUCCAGUUCCUGUAAAUUUAGCUUUAGGUACCAGGGUGACCAAACUGAUCAUUGGUGAUAAAGAUUCAAAUGGAGACGGGGAGUAUUUUAUUACCGAGAAUGGUGGCUCAUUCCUUUUUGGCGUUGAACAGUCCAGCGGGUGGAUUUUUGUGACUAACACUCUCACUUCAAGUUUGAAUAAGGUAUUCACCCUAACAGUAACAGCAACUGAUUAUGGAAUUCCACCUCUCUCCUCUAAUACUACAAUCAACUUCGUCAUCACAGGCAAAAAUAUAUUUACUCCACAAUUUUACACUUUAGAAGAAAGUUUAUACAUUCCUGAAGACCAGCCCAUUGGUUCUGUAAUUAGUAACAUUACAGCAUCUGAUUCUGAUGAAGGGAUAAAUGGCCAAGUUACAUACUCAAUAAUGGCUGGAAAUGAAGGAGGGUAUUUUGCCGUUGGAAACACGACAGGGCUGUUAACUUUGGUUCGAAGUUUAGAUUUUGAGAUGGAGUCUGUUUAUCGCCUUCGGAUUUACGGCCUAGAUGGUGGAUGGAUUUCAAAGACUGGCUCUAUCGAAGUUAGUAUCUUUGUUCAAGAUGUCAAUGACAAUCCCCCAGUAUUUUGUCAGAAAGUAUUUUUUGCAACAAUUGCAGAAAACUCCCCGUGUGGCUCCACAAUCCUUAAACUAAAUGCAACAGACAAUGACACGGGAAUUCAUGCUGAGAUGAGCUACGCUAUUGAAGAUGGCGACACAGAACUCUUUUCCAUAGAUCCACAAAUUGGAAUAAUUACUGUGCAAGAAAUUUUAAAUUUUGAAUCGGUUAAGUUCUAUGAACUAGCCAUCAGAGUGUUUAACAGAUAUGACAGGGAUCAAUUCAGUCUGAGUAAAGUGUACGUUUAUGUCACAGGACUGAAUGAGUAUAUUCCACACUUCAGUAAAGCACAGUAUAAUUUUGUCAUUUCAGAGAAAGCAGUUAAAGGAACUAUUGUAGGCAGUGUAACAGCAUCCGAUCUUGAUCUUGGUCUCGAAGGUGUGGUUUACUACAUACUGGUAGGAGAAAGCAAGAAGAAAGGUUUUCAGAUCGUUGACAACACUGGAGAGAUUGUUGUGUCGGAUAACACAAAACUUCUCGGUCCGAGCCACGUUCUCCUGAGAGUACUUGCUAAGAAUUCUGGAAGGAUACUUGGCUUUGAUGUGGAUGAAGCACUAAUUAAUGUUGCUAUUCUCAGUGUAAAUGAUGCUCCAGUAUUUCAGUCUGCUCUCUAUCAAGCCCAUAUCAGAGAAGAUGCACCAGCUGGUACAUCUGUCUUUAGCCUUAUGGAUGAUGAUUCAGACAUCAUUGUAAAGUGGAAUCAGCUUGAGUUUAAAAUUGAAGAUGUACACAUAAAUAAUUUGUUUUCUAUCAAUUCUAACACUGGUGAAAUAUUUGUUGUGUCUUCCCUGGACAGGGAAACAGUGCCAUCUUACAACAUGACCAUUAUUGCAGUUGAUACAAGAGGUGGCCAAACACUAGGUAGAACACAAUUGGUGAUUGUUGUUGUUGACGUCAAUGAUAAUAGUCCUGUCCUUGUCAGUACAGAAGGGCAUGUAUUGGAGAAUCAACCUAUUGGCACAAAAUUUGGUUCACUUAAUGCCAUUGAUCUGGAUUCACCUCCCAACCAGGGACCUUUCUACUACCAGCUAGCAGAUAGCAACAGUAGCAGCUUUGUUACAUUGUCUCCAGCUGGUGUGUUGUCCACCAAGAUAAUGUUUGACAGAGAAUGUGUUAGUGAUCUCUUUUUGCCCAUCAUUGUGCAAGAUUCUGGAAACCCCUCAAUGUCCUCAGUGAGUAUAUUUCACGUCCGAAUUCUAGACCAAAAUGAUAAUCCUCCUCGGCCUAGAAAUAUUCAUAUUCAAGUCAAUUACUUUGGUGACUAUUUCCCUGGUGGUUUCAUAGGUAGUGUGAAGCCAGAAGAUCCAGACGUGUGUGAUAGAUUUAACUGCCACAUAGUCACCAAUGCCACCGCCAGCUUUGCUGUGGCAGGAGACGCCUGCAAAUUGUUAUCUGGGAAGCUAAUCCACGAAGAGGAAUUUAACCUUACAAUUAAGGCCAGUGACAAAGUUCACCACAGUGUCUCCAACAGCAUUUACAUAAGAUACAGACAUUUUAACAAUGCCACAAUUGAUAGCAGUGUCUUCCUUCUCAUCACACUCCCCAUUGAAGAGUUUCUGGAUAGGAAAUAUCUACGUUUGGUUGAGACUAUUGAUGAGCUCCUGAGCCAAAAUAACACAAAGCUCCAUGUCUUUGGGAUGAUGCCACUGAAUAAUCAAGUUCUCCUGAUGGCAGCUAUUAAAUGCAGCAGUGGGCUGCAUGUUUCCAGGAAGGCAGUGAUAGAUCUCUUCACCAUUCACAGAGAAUGGCUCAGGACUCAGAUUGGAAUCCCCAUUUCUGCAAUAGGUUUUGACCCUUGCUUAACAACUCCAUGUCGCCGAGGUGUUGCCUGCACAAAGCAGACUUCUGUCAGCAUAGACACUGUUGUUCUGGAAAGUUCUUCGGUCAUUUUUCAGACUCAUGUUCUAUUGGAACCGUUCCGGUGUCUCUGCCCAGAGGGUCAGCUGUACAGGUUGGACUUUGACGAAUGCCCAACUACACCAUGUGAUGGCCAUGGUACUGGCUUAAACUGCCCAAUAGGAUUUUUUUGUUCCCAUUCAGAAGGCAGAGCAGGAUCCAACUGUGAAAAGGACAUAAAUCACUGCCAACAAGACACGUGCCAGAAUGGAGCUACUUGCCUGAACCCGCCAGGGGGUUUUCAAUGUAAAUACCCACCAAAUUGCACAGGUACUAGUGGGAAUCAAUGUGACGCAAGCAGCCUUGGAUUUGAAGAACUCUCUUACAUGGAACUUCCUUGCCUUGAUCCCCAAAACAAUACAAUUUAUGUAGAAUUUGCCACAAUAAAAGAAAAUGCUCUCCUCCUGUAUAAUUAUGACAACAAUGAAGGUCCAGAGGGGGAAUUUCUUGCACUGGAAAUAGUGAACGGUAAAAUGGAAUUUGCUUACAAUCUCGGAGAUGGAACUGUUAGAUUGCAAAGUACUCAGCAAAUAGCUGACGGAAACCUCCACGCUGUGCUUGCAACUAGAAUAGGCAAGGUAAGACCAUUCCACGCAUGUUAUACCUAUCCACCUCCAACUUACUAUUCAAAAACACUUACUUCUGUGGGUGCUUCCUAUGUGAAUCUGUUGCCGAGGAUUUUCCUCAUAAUUUUAAAACACUUUCACCCCAAUAUUAACAAUAUUAACAUUCAUUUUGAGUCAUACGGCAUGGAAACAGGCCCUUCAGCCCAACUCGCC